Nicotiana attenuata is the source of this 1270-nucleotide messenger RNA. Its product is annotated as peroxidase 2-like. Gene Ontology annotation, molecular function: heme binding; peroxidase activity. Lineage: Eukaryota; Viridiplantae; Streptophyta; Magnoliopsida; Solanales; Solanaceae. Gene Ontology annotation, biological process: hydrogen peroxide catabolic process; response to oxidative stress. The coding region runs from base 65 to 1021 and encodes 318 amino acids. The transcript has 3 exons. The record is from RefSeq and is a predicted model, not a curated record.
CACACAAAAUCAGUAACAUCACUUAUAUAGAAGUGUAGAACUUCAUAGACUAUAGUUAUCAAAAAUGGUUUCACGUAGCUUCCUGUUUCUUCAUGUGUUCAUCAUGUUUUCUUUAGCAGUGAUAGCAUUUUCGGAUUUAUCAGAUGAUUUCUAUGAGGAUGUUUGUCCUGAAGCUUUACCAACAAUUAAACGGGUUGUUGAGGAUGCAAUUCAGAAAGAGAGACGAAUGGGUGCUUCUCUGAUACGUCUGCAUUUUCAUGAUUGUUUCGUUAAUGGUUGUGAUGCUUCGAUUCUACUUGAACAAACGGCGACUAUUGUUAGUGAAAAGACUGCUCGUGCUAAUAACAAUUUUGCUAGAGGAUUUGAGGUGAUUGAUAAAAUUAAGUCUGAGGUUGAUAAAGCUUGUGGACGUCCAGUUGUAUCUUGUGCGGACAUCUUGGCAGUUGCAGCUCGUGACUCUGUAGUUGCUCUACGUGGACCAACAUGGGAAGUGAAACUAGGAAGGAGAGACUCCACAACAGCAAGUAGAACCACAGCCAACAAUGAUAUUCCAACUCCAUUAAUGGACUUACCUGCACUUAUCAACAACUUCAAGAAUCAAGGUUUGGAUGAGGAAGACCUCGUCGCGCUCUCCGGUGGGCAUACCCUAGGGUUUGCUCAGUGUUUCACCUUCAGAGAUCGCAUCUACAAUGAGACUAACAACAUUAAUUCUACCUUUGCAAGUCAACGUCAAGCAAAUUGUCCACGUAGUGGAGGUGAUUCUAACCUUGCUUCCCUUGAUCCUACAGCUGCUCUUUUCGACUCUAAAUAUUUUAGUAACUUGGUAUCGAAGAAAGGACUUUUACAUUCUGAUCAAGCAUUGUUUAGUGGAGGAGAAACUGAUGAUCUUGUUAAGACAUACAGUACCAACCUUGGAACUUUCUCUAAAGAUUUUGCUGAGUCUAUGAUUAUGAUGGGAACUAUCAAGCCAUUGACUGGAAACCAAGGUCAAAUUCGUGUCAACUGCAGGAAGGUGAACUAAAUAUUGCUAAUGAUGCUGAUAAAAUCAAGAUUCAUGCGUGUGUUAAGAAUUUGGUUAAUUAUUUUCAAUUGUAAUUGUGCUUUUUCUUCAUUUAAUUUGGAUCCUUUGUUGUUACCUAAAAUAAGUGAGUAACUGUGAACAGAGAGGUGUGGUCAUUUGUUUCUCAAGGAAAUUGGAUUAUGUAGUUUUCAGUUGGCGAGUAAAUCCCAAUAUGGUUGUCAAGUGAAUGAGAAACCCCUUUGAUUUUGA